Arabidopsis lyrata subsp. lyrata is the source of this 649-nucleotide messenger RNA. Its product is annotated as cytochrome c-1. Bases 89 to 433 code for a protein of 114 amino acids. The record is from RefSeq and is a predicted model, not a curated record. Gene Ontology annotation, molecular function: electron transfer activity; heme binding. Gene Ontology annotation, cellular component: mitochondrial intermembrane space. The transcript is spliced from 3 exons. Gene Ontology annotation, biological process: mitochondrial electron transport, ubiquinol to cytochrome c; mitochondrial electron transport, cytochrome c to oxygen. NCBI's taxonomy places the organism in Eukaryota, Viridiplantae, Streptophyta, Magnoliopsida, Brassicales, Brassicaceae.
CCUAAGAAACUUCCGCAAGCUCCAAAGAAACGAGAGUUCCGUAAUCAUUUUCUCUUGUUGUUCCUGAUCGCGUUGCUCAAGCGAAAAAAUGGCGUCGUUUGAUGAAGCACCACCAGGAAACGCCAAAGCCGGUGAGAAGAUCUUCAGGACCAAGUGUGCUCAGUGUCACACCGUCGAACAAGGCGCCGGUCACAAACAAGGACCAAAUCUAAACGGUCUCUUUGGAAGACAAUCUGGUACAACUGCUGGUUACUCUUACUCUGCUGCUAACAAGAACAAAGCUGUCGACUGGGAAGAGAAGACCUUGUAUGAUUACUUGCUCAACCCCAAGAAGUACAUACCAGGUACAAAGAUGGUGUUCCCUGGGCUAAAGAAGCCGCAAGACCGCGCUGAUCUCAUUGCGUACUUGAAGGAAUCUACUGGGCCUAAGUGAUUCUAAUGGUGGAUUCUGAGUUGUUGAGUCUCUCAGAUGGGUACUUUUUUACUUUGCUAUAUUCUUUUGACAAAUAAAAUCUCAAACUUUCUUUUGUUAUCAUCAAUUACGUUCUUGGUGGGAAUUUGGCUGUAAUGUGUGCUGAGUCUCACUUUUGAGUACAUUUGAUUUUCUGAGGCUCACUUUCCUUUUUCUGUCUAGAAGCAUUUUCUCACA